GAAGAGCCGCUCCGGGCUUGUUUUCCGAUGGUAGCCGAUUAGCGGGUUAGCAUGUAACUGGAGCUCUGCGCUUUUGGACUGAAUGCUGUUCUGAUCCGGAGAUCCGAGGUUUUAGCGCUGCUGAGGGUUCGAGAGCGGUACCGGUACCGGGGCGGACGGUACUGGAGAGAUUCGGCGGGGAGAGGAGAGUUCGUGUCGGGUCGGGUCGGACUGAGCGAGGUUCCGUUCCCUCGUGGAGUAUGAGUACAUAAUGAAGCGGCGUUUGGAGGAUCAGGAUACAGCGUUCGGGUCUCAGCGGCGGCUCCCCGGGGGUACGGAAGGCUUUCAGCACCGUGUCCUUACCGCCGCAUCUGCAGUCUUUGAGGCUGCCUCCGAAAACAUGCAGCCCUCGGCUGGAGUUCAGUACUCUCAGGUCCCUCAGACCUAUCAGGUGCCCGUGGCUCAGAGCUCUGGAGGACACGGUCACACCAGCAGUCCUGCGGUGCACAGUGGCACUCAUCACCACAACCCUGUGGUCCAGCCCCCAGGAGCUCCUGUAGGCCAGGCCCAUGCCCACGCUUCUCCUGCCUCUGCCCCCACAGCAGGCCAGCAGCAGUUCCAGAGGCUGAAGGUUGAAGAUGCCUUGUCCUACCUGGAUCAAGUAAAGCUCCAGUUUGGAAAUCAGCCUCAUGUGUACAAUGAUUUCCUGGAUAUUAUGAAAGAGUUUAAGUCUCAGAGCAUCGACACUCCAGGUGUGAUUAACAGGGUCUCGCAGCUGUUUAAGGGUCACCCCGACCUCAUCAUGGGCUUCAACACCUUCCUGCCGCCGGGCUACAAGAUCGAAGUCCAGACCAACGACCUGGUGAACGUGACGACCCCCGGCCAGAUCCACCACAUUACUCCACACGGGAUCUCAGUGCAGAAUAUUCCCAUCACCCCCCAGCACCAGAACCAGCCCCCAGCCCCCACCAGCACCACCGCACCGCUCACCGUCCCCAGCCAGCCCACACCUGCCAAGAUCAGCAAGCCAAUCCAGUCUCCUGCCCUGACCCCGACCAGCCAACCCAAUCCAUCCAUCCCGUCCUACGCCUCGCCCCGCUCCCCCUCGGUCCAGUCCCACACCCCGGUGAGCAGCACCCCCGCCAGCGCCCCCCCACUGCAGAACAACCAGCCUGUGGAGUUCAACCACGCCAUCAACUACGUCAACAAGAUCAAGAACCGCUUUCAGGGCCAGCCAGACAUUUACAAAGCCUUCCUGGAGAUUCUACACACGUACCAGAAGGAGCAGCGUAAUGCUAAGGAAGCCGGAGGAAACUACACCCCGGCUCUCACCGAGCAGGAGGUUUAUGCUCAGGUAGCGCGACUCUUUAAGAACCAGGAGGACCUGCUGUCUGAGUUCGGACAGUUCCUGCCAGACGCCAACAGUUCUGUGUUGCUGAGUAAAGCGACGGCUGAAAAGGCCGAGGCUGUGCGGAUGGACCCCGGCAGCAUGCUGAAGAGACCUCAGCUCAACAACAAGCAGAGGUUCAACCAGAACGGCUGCCCAAUCCGCAGACACUCUGGACCCGGGUCCACUCCACCUGUGAAGAAGAAGCCGAAGUUUUUGGGGAAGGAGCAUCCUGCAGCGGAGGGCAGCAAGUUUGGAAUUGGCACAGAGUCUUUGUUUUUUGAAAAGGUGAGAAAAGCGCUGCGGAGCGCCGAGGCCUACGACAACUUCCUGCGCUGUUUAGUGAUCUUCAAUCAGGAAGUUAUCUCUAAAGCUGAGCUGGUGCAGCUGGUGCUGCCGUUCCUGGGGAAGUUUCCGGAGCUGUUUACCUGGUUUAAGAACUUCCUGGGUUAUAAAGAGUGCGCCCACAUCGAGAGCUUCCCUAAAGAGCGGGCGACGGAGGGCAUCGCCAUGGAGAUCGACUAUUCCUCCUGUAAGAGGCUGGGCUUCAGUUACAGAGCUCUGCCCAAGAGCUUCCAGCAGCCCAAAUGCACCGGGAGAACCCCGCUCUGCAAGGAGGUGCUGAAUGAUACGUGGGUGUCAUUUCCCUCCUGGUCUGAAGACUCUACCUUCGUGAGCUCUAAGAAGACUCAGUAUGAAGAGCACAUAUACCGCUGUGAGGACGAGCGCUUCGAGCUGGACGUGGUGUUGGAGACGAACCUGGCCACGAUUCGCGUUCUGGAGACGGUUCAGAAAAGACUCUCUCGGAUGUCUGCAGAGGAACAGGCCAAGUUCAGGUUGGACAACACGAUGGGAGGAUCUUCUGAGGUGAUUCACCGUAAAGCCAUCCAGAGGAUAUACGGAGAAAAGGCCGCGGACAUCAUCGACGGCCUCAAGAGGAAUCCUGCCGUGUCUGUACCCAUCGUUCUGAAAAGGUUGAAAAUGAAAGAGGAGGAGUGGCGCGAGGCUCAGAGAGGCUUCAACAAGAUCUGGAGGGAGCAGAACGAAAAGUAUUACCUCAAGUCUUUAGACCACCAGGGCAUUAACUUCAAACAGAACGACACCAAAGUCUUCAGAUCCAAGACCCUGCUCAACGAAAUCGAGGCUCAGUUUGAUGAGAGACAGGAGCAGGCCUCAGAAGACAACACUGCCCCCCCGGCCGGACCCCACAUGACUCUGCCGUACGAAGACGGGCAGAUCCUGGAAGAUGCGGCGUCUCUGAUCAUCCAUCACGUGAAGAGACAGUCCAGCAUCCACAAAGACGACAAGUACAAGAUCAAGCAGGUGAUCUACCACUUCAUUCCCGACAUGCUGUUCGCCAAGCGCGGCGAGAUGUCCGACGCCGAGGAGGAGGAGGAGGAAGACGAGGAGCCGGAGCCGGAGGACGAAGGAGCCAAGAAGCACAACGGCACCACGCCGACCACGGCCAAGUCCAAGCUGCUGUUCAGCCACACGACGCCGGCGCAGCAGAAGCUCGGCUCCUGCGACGAGGCCUAUAACCUGUUCUGCGUCAACAACAACUGGUACAUCUUCCUGCGGCUGCACCACAUCCUCUGCUCCAGGCUGCUGCGCAUCUACGGGCAGGCCGAGAAACAGAUCGAGGAGGAAACCCGGGAACCAGAGUGGGAACGCAAUGUGCUCGGACUGAAGAGAGAGAAAAACGACAGUCCUGCCGUCCAGCUACGACUGAGGGAACCCAUGGACAUUGAUGUUGAGGACUACUACUCUGCUUUUCUGGAAAUGGUGCGAAACCUUCUGGACGGGAACAUGGAGACAUCCCAGUAUGAGGACCAGCUGAGGGAGAUGUUCACCAUCCACGCCUACAUUGCCUUCACCAUGGACAAGCUCAUCCAGAGCAUCGUUCGGCAGCUCCAGCACAUCGUGAGCGAUGAGAUCUGUGUUCAGGUGACAGAUCUUUACCUCAGCGAAUGUGCCAAUAAAGCCACCGGCGGAACCACGUCCACUCAGGCGUCGAGGAGCAGCGCGGAGACGGCCUACCAGCGCAAAGCCGAGCAGCUAAUGUCAGACGAGAACUGCUUUAAGCUUCAGUUCCAGAAGAGUAAGGGCAGUGUGCAGCUGACCAUGGAGCUGCUGGACACGGAGGAGGAGAACUCGGACGAGCCCGUGGAGGCAGAGCGCUGGUCGGACUACGUGGAGCGGUACCUGAACACGGACGCGGCGUCUAUGGAGCUGAGGGAGCACCUCUCCCAGAAGCCAGUGUUCCUGCCCAGGAACCUGCGGCGGAUCAGGAAGUGCCAACGAGGACAGGAAGUACAGGUGAGGGAGGCGAAGGAAGCGGUGAAGAAAUCCGCCGACUCUGCAGACGAACCGAAGGUGGAGUGCAUGUUCAAACUCAACUCCUAUAAGAUGGUGUACGUCAUCAAAUCCGAGGAUUACAUGUACCGACGCACCGCGCUCUCCAGAGCACAUCAGUCGCACCAGCAGGUGAGCACCCGGCUGCACCAGCGCUUCCAGAACUGGCUGGACGGCUGGAAGAAGAUCCACGUGAGCGGAGACAUGGCGUCCGAUAAUCACAGGUGGCUGAUGGGAGAUCGGCAGGAGGGGCUUCGGCCCUGCAAGACCAGCUGUGAACCAAACGUCCUGCACUUCCAGCCUGUUAACAGAUACAGGGUCCUGUACAGCAGCAGCAGCACUGCGUAACACUGCGGCACACUGCACUCCGCCAGAGGGGGCGUGUCUACACAAAAGGGGGCGUGUCUAUACAGAGGGGGCGUGUCUUCACAGAGGGACUGUGCAGUUUUUAAUUCGUAUUUUAAACUUUUAUCUUUUUAAGAAAAGAGAAGAAAUAUACCUGACUGAACUGAAGCAGCACUGAGAUUUAAUGCUGGUUGCCAUGGAGCUCUUUACAGAUUCCUCUCGCUCUUAUUAUCCAUUUUUUAAUCUUUUAAAAAACUUUUUAAACUUUUAGAUAAGAAAAACGACUUCUUUACUUUAUUGAAUUUUAACGCUGAAGUUCCUGAUGAUCAUGGAGGAGAAGAGAAAGAACUCUACUGUUUUUAGUAUUGUUAUUUUUGGUUUUUAAUUUUUAUUUUAUUGUUUCCUAAUUGCACAAUCUUGUUGUGUAUUAUGUUUUACUGGCGUAUCCGUCCAGACGAUAAUCUAAUCAAUCACAGCGUGAAACUAAGCAUCACACAAACUUUAUUUUUUUUUUUUUUUUUUUUUACAUAAUGCUUUUCAUUAUUUUCUUUAUUUUAUUUGUCUUAGAUUAUUAGAAAUAUGGUAGAAAUAGCGCUUUAUUUAAAAUGAACACAAAUUGGUUGUUUGUUAAUGUCUCACGUUUCUCUUGUGAUUUAGUAAAGCAUGAAUUAGAAACUUCUAUACAAGUUAUUCUUAAUGCAUUAAGAUUUAUUCAUUAUUAUUGAUUCUUUGGGUUUUUGUGGUAAAAUCACAUUUAAAACCAUUUAAAAGUCCAAUUGGAUCUUUCCUUAUUUUUCUCAGGUUUAUGUAAAAACCACUGAUGCAACAGUUAAAGCAUCCCAAUGUUGAGCUUUGAGUUGUAACAGUUCCAUACAGGACCAUUAACAGAUAAUUUCACCAAGCAUAGAACAAUUUAGGGAUCCAAUUUGAGCUUUUAGAAGUCAAUGGUCCUAAACAGAACAUUGUUUCUACCAGAGAACCCUUGAAGAACAUUUUAAGGAGGAAUAAGAACAAUUUAAGGAUCUAAAUGGAACUUUUAGAAGUCAUUGUUCUGUUUAGAAUUAUUGUUUUUACCAGAUAAUUCUUGAAGAACCUUUUAAGAAGGAAUAAGACCAAUUUUAGGGUCCAAAUAGAGCUUUUAGCGGUCAGUGUUCUGUUUAGAACUGUUGUUUCUACCAGAGAAUCCUUUAAGGACCAUUUAAGGAGGAGUAAGGGCAGUUUAAGGAUCUAAGUUGAGCUUUUAGCUGUCAUUGUUUCUAAACAGAACAUUGUUCCUUACAGAGAAUCCUUGAAGAAGCAUUUAAGGAGGAAUAAAAACAGUUUUAGGAUCAAAAUGGAACUUUUAGCUGUCAUUGUUCUGUUUAGAAUCAUUGUUCUACCAGAGAAUCCUUAAAGAAGCAUGUAAGCAGGAUUAAGAACAAUUUUAGUAUCUAAAUAAACUUAAUUUUAGUGGUCAUUCUUCAGUUAAAAACCACAGUUUUUACCAGAAAACUAUUAAAGAACCUUUUAAGGAGGAAUAAGAACAAUUUAACGAUCCAAAUGGAGCUUUUAGCGGUCAGUGUUCUGUUUAGAACCAUAAUUUUUACCACAUUACUCUUAAAAGAUUUUUUUUUAAGUAGGAAUAAGACCAAUUUUAGGAACAAAAUGAAGCUUUUAGCUGUCAUUGUUCUCUUUAAAAUAGUGUAUUUCUUUUCAGAUAAUUCUUAAAAACAAUUAAGGAGGAUUAAGACCAAUUUUAGGAUCUAAAUUGUGGUUUUAGCUGUCGUUGUUCUGUUUAGAACCAUUAUCUAAAAACAACAAUGGUUCGUUUGCAGUAGAAAGGCAACUCUAAACUGACAACAUUCUACAAACCACUGAAAAUAAGUAUUUAAUCAUGUAAAUUUUCAUUAAUUGCAAACACACAGACAACACUGUCUAUAUUAUUUUCAUUACAGGUUGGUAACAAAGUGUUACACACAUUUUGUGCAUUAUAACCACUAAUAAAGCAAAUAUUCAUGUCAUUAAUGAAUAAAUCUUAAAGUAUAGUCAAUAAAUCGUGUGUUAGAAAUGUCUUAUUCAGGCUUUACUGAACAAAGAUAAAGAUUUUAACAAGCUUCUAAUUUGUGUUGCUUUAAAACAGAGAAAGUGUUUUACCGAAAUAUGCCUUUUAUUGUUAUUGUUGUUAUUAAUGCUGUUAUUAUUGUUGAUUCAGUGUUAAUCACACUCUCACAAACACUAUAAAGAAUGGCAGCCAGAUCCAACUCCCACUACACUACACUGUUAAAAGUACUUUUAAAAGUUUUAUUUAUAAAAUUUUAGAUGUUCUUCAGUUUAAAACUGAAAAUCUGAAACUUUAAAGAACAUUACAACGUGUAAUAUUGGUACUUCACAGCAUCUGUGUUACUGAAGAGAAUUAAAUACUCCUAAAUAAUCAAAUACCCGGAAUUAUGGAUUUAUUGGUGUCAGUUUUACAGAAUUUAACAAUCAUUUACAAUUUGAUAUGAUUGAAACAAAUACAAAUAAGUAAAACAAAAAUUUUAACUGUAAAUAUAAUUCUAAAUUAACCACUUCUGACACCAAUUUUUUAAAUUGCUACAGUACUGCAAAACAAAAUACUGCGAUACUUGGAUAUAUCAAUAAACAGCUCUGGAAAAAAAAAUGACAGACCAUUUAAAAAUGAUGAGUUUCUUUGAUUUAACCAAAUUAAAAACCUCUGGAAUAUAAUCAAGAGGAAGAUGGAUGAUCACAAACCAUCAAACCACCAAACUGAACUGCUUGAGUUUUUGCACCAGGAGUAAAGCAGCAUAAAGUUAUCCAAAAGCAGUGUGUAAGACUGGUGGAGGAGAACAUGAUGCCAAGAUGCAUAAAAAAACUGUGAUUAAAAACCAGAACCAGGGUUAUUCCACCAAAUAUUGAUUCCUGAACUCUUAAAACUUUAUGAAUAUGAACUUGUUUUCUUUGCAUUAUUUGAGGUCUGAAAGUUCUGCAUCUUUUUUGUUAUUUCAGACAUUUCUCAUUUUCUGUAAAUAAAUGCUCUAAAUGAGAAUAUUUUUAUUUGGAAUUUGGGAGAAAUGUUGUCUGUAGUUUAUAGAAUAAAACAACAAUGUUCAUUUUACUCAAACAUAAACCUAUAAAUAGCAAAAUCAGAGAAACUGAUUCAGAAACUGAAGUGAUCUCUUAUUUUUUUCCAGAGCUGUUUAUAUUGAUAUAUAUCUUAACCUCUAUUUCUAAACGUUCCUCAUUGAAAAUCCAACACUAUUUUUAACAGUGUAGAAUUGAUUAACAGGAGACUGAAAGCACUGAUGUUUAUUAGUCAGAUUGUGGGGAACCCUGACCUGACCCGGCCUGAUACAGUGAAUUUUACACUUUUACAGGCUUUUCUUUAUUAUUAUUUUUAUUUUAUUUUAUAUUAUAGUUGUGUGUGUGUAAGAGAAGUGUGUGUGUAUGCUACAAAAUAUUUAUUUUAUAUUAAACCCCCACUGAGAAAAGUUAUCGUUAUUUGCGUUAUGCAUUAUUUUUGGUUCUCCUCCACACACACCAGCUUCAACUUGUAAGAAACACGUUGAGAAAAACAUUAAAUAAACGUGGUAAACGAGUGAAUAAGUGAAUAAGAGAUGCGUGAGAGUCUGGUAAAGCUGUAAAUAUCGUGUACAUAUUUCAGACUGUUUAUAUUCUGAAGCAUAGUUCACCGAAUUUAGACGUUUUUUCCCGGCCGAGGUGAAUAAUGCUACAUUAAAAAACACCACCGUUUUUUACCAAAGGGAGUUUUCUUCUGUUUUUUUUUUUUGUGUUUUUUGUGUUUUUGGAUCCUCUCUCUCGUUCUCUUUGUGUUUUAUGGUGAUUUGUCCGGGACGUUAACGAAUGUUCGAAUGUUCUGUAUGUAGAAAAGCCUUUUUUUCACCACGUAUUUGAUGAAUUUGUACUGGAUUGAACCUGUAUUGAGCUUUGUGACACUGCCUGUGAUCCUGUAUUACUGAGUAGAGCGUAGAAAUCAUCCACUGUUCUCGUCCUGUUUCUCCUCCAGAACUAAAACUAAUAUCAUUCAUACUGUACGUGACAAAUACGUGAGAUCGGGGCACUGUUUUUAUUCGUGCACCGAGCGUUUAUUAUGAUUAUAAUGAUGAUUAUUAUAAUAAUUAUGAUGACGUUGAUCAUGAUGAAGAGUAUGGUGAUGAGCCUGAAGUAUGAUAAAUGUAAAAUGUAAACGGGCGUAAAGGACAGGAUGACGAUGACGGCAUGUUUCUAUGUUCUCAUGUACAGUCUUUUGUAUUUUAUCCAUCAUUGUUUUAAAGAUUGAAAUAAAACUAAAGUUGUAGUAGAUUAA
This is a messenger RNA of Astyanax mexicanus (Mexican tetra), 8366 nucleotides long. RefSeq names its product SIN3 transcription regulator family member Ab (gene sin3ab). Bases 251 to 4066 code for a protein of 1271 amino acids. The record is from RefSeq and is a predicted model, not a curated record. Lineage: Eukaryota; Metazoa; Chordata; Actinopteri; Characiformes; Acestrorhamphidae. Gene Ontology annotation, cellular component: chromatin. Gene Ontology annotation, biological process: negative regulation of transcription by RNA polymerase II. Gene Ontology annotation, molecular function: transcription corepressor activity. The transcript has 21 exons.